AUGGCGGCUUCUAUGGUAAAAGAUAGCGGCAACAAACCGAGCGUCGGGCAGAUGCUUUGGGCAUCUUCCAUUGGAUUGAUCAUCGUUGCAGCAAUGCAUUACCGGAUUCGGAAGCUACGAGAUCAGAAGAUCAUCCCUCGCUUGAAAGUCUCCGAUACGGGCCGCGUUGAAAAGCUCGAGAGCUUUCCCCAUUAUGUAGCAAGGCAAAUGGGGUUUAAAGACAUAAAUGAGUGCCCGCAUCUCUGCAAGUUGGCUGCUGAGUACAUAGCCAAAUCAGACGAAUGUGAAGAUGAUAUCUAUUCCUUUUUCUCAAGCGAGCUUCAUGCAGAUUCGCUCUUCGUCAAACUCGUCGAAGAGUUCGAGCGAUGCAUUCUCAGUUACUUUGCAUUCCAUUGGAACCAAACAGAUAUUAUGAUUAGUCAGAUCUUGAGUUCUGACCACCAGGAGCCGAAGAAGAAGCUCAGAAACAUUGUAAUGGCUGCAACCAGGGAACAGAGGUUUGAGAGGGUAACAAAGAACCUGAAAGUUGCUAGAGUAUUUACAACUUUAGUUGAGGAGAUGAAAGCAAUGGGACUCACAUCCACUGACGACUCGCAAUGCACGGAAGUGAUGGCUCCAAUGGCUCUUGCCGAUCGAAGUCCGAUGCUCCUGUUCAUGGGUGGCGGUAUGGGGGCGGGGAAGAGUACUGUGCUUAAGGACAUUCUCAAAGAGCCAUUCUGGAUAGGAGCAUCCCCUAAUGCAGUUAUAAUUGAGGCAGAUGCUUUCAAAGAAUCAGAUGUCAUUUAUAGAGCUCUUAACUCCACUGGUCACCAUAAUGACAUGCUCCAAACUGCUGAACUGGUGCACCAAUCAUCCACAGAUGCAGCUUCCUCACUUCUGGUGACUGCACUGAACGAAGGACGAGACGUAAUCAUGGAUGGAACGUUGUCAUGGGUACCAUUUGUAGUACAGACAAUUACGAUGGCGAGGAAUGUCCACCGUCGACGUUAUCGAAUGGGAGCUGGCUAUAAGGUUGGUGAUGAUGGCACUGUAACUGAAAAUUAUUGGGAACGAAUAGAAGAUCAAGAACCAGAAAAAGUUGUGGGCAAGAAAAGAAGACCAUACAGGAUUGAACUUGUUGGAGUUGUUUGUGAUGCUUAUUUAGCUGUCAUAAGAGGCAUAAGGAGAGCUCUCAUUUGCAGAAGAGCUGUAAGAGUAAAAUCUCAACUGAAAUCCCACAAGAGAUUUGCAAAUGCUUUCUUAACAUAUUGCCAAUAUGUUGAUAAUGCAAGGCUAUAUUGCACCAAUGCUUUGGAAGGCCCACCGAAGUUCAUUGGAUGGAAAGACAAAGACAAGACAUUGUUGGUUGAUCCUGAAGAAAUAAAGUGUCUAAAAACAGUUGGGAGCUUAAAUGAGGAAGCAAACUCCAUUUAUAAACUUUAUAAGAAACCAAGUCCUGCUUGUGAAGCUGGAUCAGUUUGGAAAGACAUUGUAUUGUCACCUUCAAGGGUAGCAAUCCAACAAGAACUGAGAUAUUGCAUCAAGAAAGUUGAAAAUUUGAAAAUUUGAAAAUUUUGGGCAAAAAAGGAGCUGAGUUUAUAACUUCAUAACUUUCCAUGAUGAAAUUAAGUAGAUAUCAUUUUUUUUUUUUAAUCUUGACAACUGAGGGCUAAUAUUUUUGUCCAUGUUGCUGGGAUGUAUUAAUUCUAUAUAGAUGAGGCUUUGUGUAGAACUCUGUUUCAAUACAAAAACACAAGGAAUCCUAGUAAGAUAUUUAGAG
This is a messenger RNA of Cucurbita maxima (winter squash), 1759 nucleotides long. RefSeq lists its product as uncharacterized. Gene Ontology annotation, molecular function: kinase activity; ATP binding. The transcript is spliced from 9 exons. Bases 1 to 1548 code for a protein of 515 amino acids. Lineage: Eukaryota; Viridiplantae; Streptophyta; Magnoliopsida; Cucurbitales; Cucurbitaceae. The record is from RefSeq and is a predicted model, not a curated record.